Molecule: messenger RNA, 1841 nt
Organism: Eruca vesicaria subsp. sativa (arugula)
Lineage: Eukaryota; Viridiplantae; Streptophyta; Magnoliopsida; Brassicales; Brassicaceae
Source: the annotation of a GenBank genome assembly
AUGCUGAGCGUGAUCCGAGUUCAUCUCCCUUCCGAGAUUCCUAUAGUGGGCUGUGAAUUAACUCCUUACGUGCUUGUUCGCCGCCCCGAUAAGUCCGCCGCCACUGAAGAUGUCCCUGAAUCAGCUCCUCUCGAUGGCUACUUCUUGAGAUACAGAUGGUAUCGUGUACAGAGUGAUAAGAAAGUAACGAUUUGUAGUGUGCAUCCAACGGAGCAAGCCACUUUACAAUGUGUAUUCUGUUCAAAGCGUAGAUCCCUUGUUCCCAAAAGCUACCAUUGCUCUCCCAAAUGCUUUGUAGAUGCGUGGCAACAUCACAAGACUUUGCACGAGCGAGCAGCUGCAGAGAACGGGAACGAGGAAGAUGAGUUAGUCCGGUUUAACAGCACUGGCUCUGGUGUUCUCUCCGGUACCUUGUCCGGUUCCAUGUCUAAUCUAAGCCUCGCCAAUAAUGGCCCAACGCCGUUUUAUCCUUCUAGUAUUACGCAGAAGAAUGGAGGAGAGACGUUGAUCGAGGUUGGAAGUUGCAAAACAUACACGCCAACGGCUGAUGAUAUUGGCUAUGUGUUGAAGUUCGAAUGUGUUGUGGCUAAUGCUGAGAGUAAACAGAUUGUGGGACAUCCUAGUACUAUUUUGACUUCACGUGUUAUCCCUGCUCCUUCUCCGAGUCCUCGUAAGCUUAUCCCUGUUAAUGGAGCUGAUGUGAUGGGUCACUUAGAUCAUGAUGGUCGGAUUCAGUCUGCUGGAUCGUUUACUGUUCUUUCUUAUAAUAUUUUAGCUGAUACUUCAGCAAAUAGCGACCUUUAUAGUUAUUGUCCUCCUUGGGCUCUUUCUUGGUCAUAUAGACGACAUAAUCUGUUGAGGGAGAUUGUUGGCUAUCGUGCUGAUGUAGUUUGCCUACAAGAGGUACAAAGUGAUCAUUUCCAUGAAGUUUUUGCGCCUGAGUUGGAUAAACAUGGGUAUCAAGCUCUCUACAAGAGGAAGACUAAUGAGGUUCUCAGUGGAAGUACAAGUGCAAUUGAUGGAUGUGCAACAUUUUUCAGACGGGAUAGAUUUUUACAUGUCAAGAAAUAUGAUGUUGAAUUCAAUAAGGCUGCUCAGUCUUUGACUGAGACUUUAAUCCCUCCUACGCAGAAGAGAACAGCUUUAAACCGACUUGUUAAGGAUAACAUUGCGCUGAUAGUUGUUCUUGAAGCGAAAUUUGGUAAUCAACCUGUUGAUUCUUUAGGGAAGCGCCAGCUUAUCUGUGUGGCAAACACACAUGUUAAUGUACAACAAGAACUGAAGGACGUGAAGCUCUGGCAGGUCCACACCUUAUUAAAGGGGCUGGAGAAAAUAGCUGCUAGUGCAGACAUUCCUAUGCUUGUAUGUGGAGACUUCAACACGCUUCCUAGAAGUGCACCUCAUACGCUUCUUACAAUGGGAAAGGUUGAUCCACUACACCCAGAUCUAAUGGUUGAUCCCCUUGGAAUCCUGCGUCCUCUCGCCAAGCUGACUCAUCAGUUGCCUCUGGUGAGUGCGUAUUCAUCGUUUGGAAUAGUUCUUGGAUUGGAACAACACAGAAGGAGAAUGGAUCUUAAUACAAAUGAGCCUUUGUUUACCAAUUGUACAAGGGACUUCAUUGGCACUCAUGACUAUAUAUUUUAUACAGCGGAUACAUUAAUGGUGGAGUCUUUAUUGGAAUUGUUGGAUGAAGAUGGAUUGAGAAAAGAUACAGCCCUUCCUUCACCUGAAUGGUCUUCUAGUCACAUUGCACUCUUGGCUGAGUUUCGAUGCAUGCCUAGAACCAGACGCUAACCACCUUCACCCAUGAUAGGUUUUUUUUUUUCUUCUUCUUUUGGUUU